GGAAAAGCGGGAAAAAGCGGGGGAAGGGAGGGGGGGGUGGGGGGCGAUGGACUCCGGAGCCCGCCCGGGCGGCGGCGGCGGCCCCGGCGCGGGGCAGAACCGCGAGUACAAACUGGUGAUGCUCGGGGCGGGCGGCGUCGGCAAGAGCGCCAUGACCAUGCAGUUCAUCAGCCACCGCUUCCCCGAGGACCACGACCCCACCAUCGAGGACGCCUAUAAGAUCCGGAUCCGCAUCGACGACGAGCCCGCCAACCUGGACAUCCUGGACACGGCGGGGCAGGCGGAGUUCACGGCCAUGAGGGACCAGUACAUGCGUGCCGGGGAGGGGUUCAUCAUCUGCUACUCCAUCACCGACCGGCGCAGCUUCCACGAGGUGCGCGAGUUCCGGCAGCUCAUCUACCGCGUGCGCCGCACCGACGACACGCCCGCCGUGCUCGUGGGCAACAAAUCCGACCUGGCCCAGCUGCGCCAGGUGUCCAAGGAGGAGGGCUCUGCCCUGGCCCGGGAGUUCAACUGCCCCUUCUUCGAGACGUCGGCGGCGUUCCGGUACUACAUCGACGACGUGUUCCACGCCCUGGUGAGGGAGAUCCGCCGCAAGGAGAGGGAGGCCGUGAUGGCCUUGGAGAGGAGAUCCAAGCCCAAGAGCAGCGUGUGGAAGAGGCUCAAGUCUCCCUUCCGCAGGAAGAAGGACUCGGUCACCUGAGCCCGGGGGGGGGGAAAGGAAAAUUCCUCUGGGAAGAAGCGAAGGAGAGCCCAGGGUGGCUCAGGGACAUCCCCCUGAGGGGGCUCCGGCAGGGAGCGAGUGACUCUGCCCGUUGUUUCUGUUUAGGAUGAGAUUCCCUUCCUUCUGGAUCCCGGACUCCGGACACAGCGACGGUUUUCCUCCUGUCUGUUGCCAUUUUUCCCACUUGGGAGCGUUCCCGGGUCAGACUGGGAGUGCUGGGAGCUGGGCUGUGCCAGACGUGGCUGGAGCCGCCCCCAAACCGGCUGAAUUCCCUGUUUUCCUGGUUGUUUUGCACGAGCUGCUCUCCAGAACAACAACAACAACAACAACACCCCGGAGCUCGAGGGGCGUUUGCUGGAGGUCACUGAGCAGAGCUGGGCUGGGCUGGGCUGGGCUGGGCUGGGCUGGGCUGGACUUCUCAGCUCCUCACUGAGCAGAUUUGGGUUUUUUUCCCGGCAAAAUUAACGUGGAAUCCUCGUGCAACUGUUACCUGAGUGCUCAGCUCAGUGGUGGGUGGGACCCAAACGGGUCGGAGUCACGGAAUCAACCGGGUUGGAAAAGGGCUCUGAGGUCCUGGAGUCCAUCCUGGGACCCAACCCCCACCACAUCCCAUCCUUUGAAACACCCCCGGGGCUGCAGCAGCUCCCUGGGCAGCCCAUUCCAGCGUGGAAUUCCAGUGUCCCCCUUUGUCCCGCUGUGGCAGCAGUGCAGGAACGGGGAGAUUUCCCGGCUGGGAUCGCCUUGGAGGCGCUGCCACCUGCGGGAAGCGCAGCCUGGAGCUCCCUGCCCUGUCCCAAACCCCCCCAGAUCCCGGGAGGAGCCGCAUUCCAGCGGGGCUGGGGCGGGGCCGCAGCUUCUCCCGCCUCCUCCGAGGAAAUGCGGGCCCCGAGUCCCGGCCCCGGGAUCCGCCGGGAACGGGAUGGGGAGGGAGGAGAGACCCGAGUGUGCCCCGAGAGGAGCAAACCCGCGGCUUCCAGGGCACUUCCAGGGAAAGGGGGAUCCGGGGGUCGGGGCUGAGCUCGCUCUGCUCCAGCCCCUGCUCUUGUCAGGCCUCGUCACACCCCGUCUCCUUCCUCCCUUUCUUUUUCUUUCUUUCUUUUUCUUUCUUUCUCUCUUUCUCUCUUUCUUUCUCUCUUUCUCCCUUUCUCUCUUUCUCUCUCUCUUUCUUUUUCUUUCUUUCCUUCCUUCCUUCUUUUGUUUCUUUUCUUUCUUUCUUUCUUUCUUUCUCUUUCUUUCUUUCUCUUUCUUUUUCUCUUUCUUUUUCUUUCUUUCUCUUUCUUUCUUUCCUUUUAUUCUUUCCUUCUUUCUUUCUUUCUUUCCAUCUUUCCUUCCUUCUUUCUUUCUUUUCUUUCUUUCUUUCUUUCUCUCUUUCUCUCUUUCCUUCUCUCUUUCCUUCCUCUUUCUCUUCUUUCCUUCCUUCCACCCUUCUUUAUUUCUUUCCUUUCUCUCCUUCCUUUCCUUCCUCCCUCCCUCCCUUCCUUCCUUCCUCCCUUCUCUUUCCUUCCUUCCUUCCUUCCUCCUUUCCUCCCUUCUCCCUUUUUCUCUUGCCAAUCCCUUUGUUUCUGUCCCUCUGGAAUGGGAGAAGGACCCAAACCCAGCUGGUUUUUCCAGCCUGGAUGGGCACGAGUCAAGCUGAGAUUUUUUUUUUUCUCUCUCACGUUUUUUGCACAAUAAAAUAAAACAAACUAGAAAACAAA
Pseudopipra pipra is the source of this 2421-nucleotide messenger RNA. RefSeq names its product Ras like without CAAX 1 (gene RIT1). Lineage: Eukaryota; Metazoa; Chordata; Aves; Passeriformes; Pipridae. Gene Ontology annotation, biological process: Ras protein signal transduction. Bases 47 to 703 code for a protein of 218 amino acids. Gene Ontology annotation, molecular function: calmodulin binding; GDP binding; GTP binding. The transcript is spliced from 5 exons. Gene Ontology annotation, cellular component: plasma membrane. The record is from RefSeq and is a predicted model, not a curated record.